CCGCGUGACAGCACGCCGCGAGAGGACACAGAAUAACAGUUGAUGGCAACCAAGACUUGUCUGAUGUACAAAAGAUGAUGUUUCAAAAGUUGUGUUCACUAGCCGUGCGAUGGAGAAGAACUUCUGCUCUAGUUCAGUCCGUUUAUAGAAAGCACCAGGUCCAAUUGAGAUUACUGGACCUCAUCAGUAGACCCAUCAGCACCAGCUGGAGAACCAGGAAGGAUGAAGCAGAAAACGAUCCCGCUGAAAAGCUUAACUUGGAUAUUUGGAAAUCGGUGAUGCUCAAAUCUCAAGCCGUACAUGAGGAGAGAAAGAAUGAUGACGAUUUGACCCCUAACCCCGAAGUGGAGCCGUCUCUUCUGGAGGCCAACCGAGAGCUGGUUGAGAUGUGGCAUCAAGCGGGGAAGUUUGUCCCGAAGAACAUCACGGACGAACAGCUGGACGUUCUCUCCGGCUUGACCACAAAGUCUGCCAAGAAGAAGUUCUUGAAAUAUCUGGCCAUCAAGGAAGGACACAAGUUGUCCAAGAAGGAGAAGCAGGAAAAGAAGAAGUCUGAGCGGAAUCUGGAAGCAGAUGGGGAAUCGGAAAGAGAGGAAGGAGAUACGUUGAAGAACACGUUCGUGUUGAAGUUCUGGAGUCGAUCCAUGGAUAAGCUCCUGAACUGGCGUGCGGCGCAGGCCAUGCGCUUCGGUCAACCGCUGGUGUACGAUAUGAGCUACGAGCAGCACAUGACGCAACGAGAGAUCGAAAACACCAUUUCGCAGUUGCUGGAGACCGAAGGCUGGAACCGACGCGUUGUCGACCCGUUUCACCUGCACUUCUGCAACCUUCAGCCUGAUGGGGCGUAUUACCGCGAGCUCCUCAAACGCUACGGGACUGAGACCUGGGAACGCCUGCUGAUCACGACCACCGCUAGCCAACACGUGGACGUGUUUCCUCCUGAAAGGCUCGUCUACCUCACGGCCGAUUCGCCAAAUGUCCUGCGCAAGUUUGAUCACAGUAAGGUGUAUGUAGUGGGUGCGAUGGUGGACCGCUCCAUACAUUCGGGCGUUUCGUUGGCCAAUGCAAAACGUCUCAGUCUCGCCACGGCCCGCCUUCCUCUCGAUGAAUACCUGGACUGGGACUGUGGUGCGAAAAAUCUGACGCUGGAUCAGAUGAUCCGCAUAUUGACCACGGUGAAAGAGACAGGAAGUUGGCAGAAAGCACUCGAGUUUGUGCCAAAAAGGAAACACGCCGGUUUUCACCAGCAGAGAGACUUGAGAACCGGAACCAAAUCCAGGACGCUCGCAGACGGAGAGGAAAACCGGGAGAGAGAAAGAGACCGAAUCUUUGUGAGUAAACGCAGAACUCCGAAAGGUCAUUUUGUCCAUCAGGAAUCGGAGAUCCGUUUGUCCAGCAGAAUUCAGACAGUGCUGAAAAUCAAAUCAGACAGACACAAUAAAGGCUGAGAUCGGAGGAACUCGUGGGGGGACGAAUAAAACUGUUUUACAUCAUUGAUCCUGUAAACAAUAAUUGCUAUUUUCAUUGUAGUCAAUAUAAAUAAAUAAUGUGCACAGAUGCCUGUUUUAAAGUUUUUCCAAAACUGAACAAGUGCUUUGAAAUUUGCAGACAAAAAUUUGACGAAUAUUUGCACUGCACAUAUUAUUACAAUCAGUAAAAACAUCAAACUGAUCAAAUACUCAUGUGUCAUAUGUUGUUGGAAAGCUCUUAAAGAGUAAAAUACAACCAGACUAUUUGUUUUACUCACUGAUGAAAAUAUAGCGAGUAACAGCUACAUAUAUGUCUUUGAGUAUUAUGUUAGUGUUGCUGAUAUGGCGCAUUUUUGCUUAUAACUUGACAAAUAAUCAACAGAACGUAAAGUAUCACAUAUGAUUAUUUAGAGUCUGUGAUUAUCUUUCAAUCGAGUCCACACACAAGAUAAUCAGGUGUAUAGAUCAUUAGAUAAUCCACAUGAAGCACAAUGUUACAUAUGACCACCAGGAGAUGGCGCCAAAUACACGACACAUACUCAAUGAUGACUCAAAUGACACAGAAUGAAACUCAUUCUGUGAAAUCUCAUGAGUAAAAUCAUGUCUGCAUGCUAUGCAAACCUUUAGUCAUUGUUGUGUUUGCAUGUGUAAUUAGUUCUUAUGUACAAUUAUUAUCUUUUAUUUGUUUGGAGAUGUUUUUGGACACUAUGAUACAUUAUAUUUGUAAUGUUGGAACUUUUGAUUGCUUUGUUGAAUCAACACAAAAUGUUUUCAUUUUUUUCGGAACCACCUUAUUUAUAUCAGAUAUAUAUAGUCAUAAGAAAAGUACGAUUGUUUUUAAAGACAAUUUUUUGUGUGAUUUUUCAGCAGUUUCUUAGGCUGAGAGUGUCAGAAUGUGUCAUAAUCUAUAUCAGGGGUCGGGAACCUUUUUUCGCUAAAGAGCCAAUUUUUUAAUUUUUGAUUGAUGCAUUUUUUUCGAAAGAGCCAUAACACAAACGAAUAAUUUACUAUUUUACGUUUUUCAAUAAAAUAAAAUGUUUAUAUUGCCCAUAAACUACUCAAAAACAAACAAAUAUGCAAAUAUUACCAGGUAACGUUGCAAUAUGGAAUUGAGUUCACGUGUUUGUGCGGGUCUCCGUGAAAUUACUUAAUUUUACUUCAUGAAAAAUGUAACUUCCCUUUUGUGCGAUAUGCAAAUAACAUUUUAAUGAUAAUCCGUAAAAUAUCAAUAUCCGAUUAUCUGGUCAAUCCCCAAGACCAGUGAAUAUUUUUGCUUUACUGAUUUUGACUUUAAAAAUUAAAUACGUUUAUUGAUUCACGAAAAACUUGAAAAUAAGACAUUUCUAAAUUCAAAUUGCACUUUAAAUUAAACGGAAAAGCAAUACAAAUAACGAAGUGAUAAAACAAAGCGUAUAUAUAACCCCUCCCCAUAUCCAGACAUUUACCUCCACCGGCAACAUUUGCCAUCACGCAAAUACAACUUAAGAACUAAAGACAAUUAUAAAUGUAAAGAUAAUUAUAAUAAUCAUCAUAAUAAAUUAGCCUAAAAAUUCUUGAGUUCCCAAAAAAUGUGUGUUCUUAUCGAACGUGUGUGUUAAUACAGUUUAUGCUGCCUAAAGAAUAAAAAAUAUAACUCAAUUUUAGGUUCAAGGUCAACGUGUCGUGUAUUAACUUAUUAAAUCACUUUUGUCUUUGUUUAUUUAAUACGCGUUGCGUUUACAAUGUGUAAGAGCAAACCGUUCCGUCACAGCACCUCACGAGAUGAUCGGAGAUCAUGUGCAGCGUUCUCAUAGAUGACAUUAUUCUUGAAAACCGUUUUCAGUUGAAUGAGACUGAGAACAACGAGUGAAAACUCUUAACAUGCGCUUGAUUCACGAGACAGGGUCCCGUUACACGCCUCUGAACAGUGAAUCAGACACAAGCACUGACGGCUUUUCUUUCAUCUGUUCUUCACAAUAUAAUCACGCUUCGUCAAACGCGCGUCUUUGUGUCUAAUGUCUUGUUAUAUAUCUCUCCGUCAAGUCUUUCAGGUCGUCUUCCACAGUGGCUGGAACAUCAGCAAAAUACUCGACAUGAAUAAUCCGCAUUUGGCGGGUGUUCAUUCCAAACCUUGUUCACCAGGAGUAGGCUGUAAAAUUCAGUUAUUGUCAUUGACUUCAAGCUUUGCAAUCGCGCUCACACUUUCUGUUGGAAAAGUGUCUCUAGGAAGUUUUAAAGGUUUUGUGUUGGUGAAUGGUGAGAGACCCGGCGAGCCACUUGUGGCUCAUGAGAUUCCCGACCCCUGAUCUAUACCAUUACAAAAUGUGAAAAGUUUUCUUUACAAUGAUACCAAACACGUGACACUUCUUGUUUGUCGAGUUAUACACCUUUACUUGUAGGUAUGCCACUGAAACGGAAAUCUUUCAAAACACCUUCAGAGCUUAAAGGGAUAAACUAGCAGGUCUUUGAUUUGCUGCGCAAAAAGAGAUUUUCAGUGAGUAACGACUUAAAUUUGGGUCGGUUCAUCAUACCAAAUUAUCAAAUUACUUCGGAAGAGUCAUAUGGGUCACGUUAAAGAUAUGUA
Molecule: messenger RNA, 4032 nt
Organism: Xyrauchen texanus (razorback sucker)
Lineage: Eukaryota; Metazoa; Chordata; Actinopteri; Cypriniformes; Catostomidae
Gene: trmt10c
Product: tRNA methyltransferase 10C, mitochondrial RNase P subunit
Exons: 2
Coding region: 75-1448 (457 amino acids)
Biological process (GO): positive regulation of mitochondrial translation; mitochondrial tRNA 5'-end processing
Cellular component (GO): nucleoplasm; mitochondrion; nucleus
Molecular function (GO): tRNA binding
Source: RefSeq, a predicted model, not a curated record